CGUGGUUUCAACACUGGGGUCAUUCUGCUUCAUUUGAGAAAACUGAGGGAGUAUUCUUGGAUGCAAAUGUGGCGACUCAUUGCGGAGAAGGAACUGCUCAGCAUGCUGUCUACUUCCUUGGCUGAUCAAGAUAUCUUCAAUGCUGUACUCAAGCAGCAUCCCUACCUCAUAUAUAAACUUCCUUGCCAGUGGAAUGUACAACUCAGUGAUAAUACACUCAGUGAGCUCUGUUAUACAGAAGUCCAAGAUUUAAAAGUUAUUCAUUGGAAUUCACCUAAGAAGUUAAAAGUGAAAAAUAAGCAUGUUGAAUUUUUUAGAAAUUUGUAUUUGACUUUUCUAGAGUAUGAUGGAAAUUUAUUACGCAGAGAAUUGAUUGGCUGCAAUAACAGUAAAGUCACGCAUGUCCAAGAAGCGUUGAAUGCUAUAGAUGAAGAUGAUUCUUGUUAUGAGUUUAGAAGGGCUCGAGUGGUCAAGCAUCGCACACAUUUGUACUACAUUGAAUAUGAUUACGAGCCUUCUCCAGAGGGAAACGAUGUAACUUUGGUUGCUCAGUUAUCAAUGGAUCGUCUUCAAAUGGUGGAAGCUCUUUGCAAGCAUUGGGAAGGUCCAAUUAGUCUAGCUCUGUAUAUGUCGGAUUCAGAAGUGCAGCAGUUUUUGAGCUACACACUUACCUCAGAAAUUCUCAGCAGCAGGAAAAAUCUUGGAUAUCACAUUGUAUACCGAGAUGGGCCCUUCUACCCUGUGAAUCUACUGCGGAAUGUGGCUUUACAGCAGGUGACUACCCCAUUUGUUUUCCUGACAGACAUUGACUUCCUGCCCAUGUAUGGACUCUAUGAGUACCUUAAGAAGUCUGUCGCAUCUAUGGCUCUCGAGUCAUCAGCCAAGGCCCUCAUUGUUCCAGCCUUCGAGACGCAGAGAUAUCGUUUAACAUUCCCCAAAUCAAAAGCAGAACUCCUUUCCAUGCUGGACAUGGGAACACUUUUUACAUUUAGGUAUCAUGUAUGGACAAGAGGCCAUGCACCAACUAACUAUGCCAAAUGGAGAACUGCCACAACUCCUUAUCGUGUUCAGUGGGAGCUGGAUUUUGAGCCCUACAUUGUUGUACGUAGAGAUGUACCAGAAUAUGAUCGUAGAUUUGUGGGUUUUGGCUGGAACAAAGUCUCGCACAUUAUGGAGUUGUAUGCACAAGGGUACGAGUUUGUUGUGCUUCCAAAUGCUUUCAUUGUGCACAUGCCUCAUGCGCCCAGUUUUGACAUUGCCAAAUUUCGAUCAAGCUCUCAGUAUCGAAAGUGCUUAAAAGUUCUGAAGACUGAGUUUGUGAGAGACAUUUCUCGACGUUAUGGUAAACAGUUUUCGGCUGAGAAGAAAAAACUUUCUAGAUAACACAAAGACUAAAUUUUUAAAGUUCAUUUCUUAUUGAAAGACUUUUUACUGCAGUUGACUGUGUUGCAAAUCUUGCACUUGAACUGUGAUGCAAACCAAAUAUAAGUGCAAGUGUGAAGACUAAAACGAAAGACUUAUAAUAAUUGUUAAAAUAUAUUGGAGAAAAGAGAGCAAAUCAUAAAUAUAUAUUUUCCCCCCUAAUUUUGGUAUGAUGUUUUUUAUAUUUUAAACUAUUACAUUUUCUACUUAAUCAUGCAUAAAACAUCAAUAAUUAUUAGAAUGAGAAAUUGAAUGUUCUCCAUCUUAAAUACAAAUAAAUGAUUGGGGGCUCUGCAAUCUCUUGCAAUAGCAGCCUAAAGAGAUUAAACCAAGACCAACCUACUUACUCAGGAUGUGACCUGUCAAAUGAGACGACUGCCUUGUCCGCGCAAAAUUGAAGCAUUUUACCUCAUUGGCUAAUAUCUUAAAUCACUGCAAGGUGGCGUAUUCAAGCUUUAGUGCUGUAAAUGUUUUUUUUUCGCUCACUGAUUUUGUAACAUCAUUUCUUGAUUGUUUCACUAUGUUCAUUUUCUCGAAAUGAUUUUUUCAUUUACGGCUAAGCUGGGUAAAGCUAGAAAAAUCUUUAUUCAUUAGUUAUCGGUAGUGAUGAUUUCAUUAAUAGCUACUUAUUUUUUAAAUAACGGCCACUUUUUUGCUCAAAAGAACUAAACGAUGUAUUUUUUAAAUUUGUUUCAGUGUAUAAGCCUUGAAAAUACGUUAAUCAAUGUAAAUAACGUAUAUUUCAUAAAUUGGUUCAAAAAGGCUGAUUGUUGAAUUUUUUGGAAAUGAUUUAAUUUAUUUUUUGAGGUGGGGAUUUACACAUCAUUUUUAAUCGCCAUUUAUUUACUUUAUUUUUCGUUUAGUUGUCCUGUGGCCGUGGCGAUUGCUAAUUUUGUCCUUUAAUUAAGUGGGAUGAUUCUUUACAAAAGUUGUAAUAUAUGUCGAAGAAUAACUUCAUGUACAAGUUGUAAAACCUUGAAAUACUUGUUCUUAUUAUACUUUUAAUUGCAUUCUGUCACAUUGCUUCUCAUGCGUUGCUUUGUUUUUUAUUUUGCUAUGAAAUCGUGACCAAAAAAUUUUCCCAUACGAUAUUGAAAACUUUUACUAAGUAAUUCUCAAAAUAUACUUCAACUAAAACAAAAUAACUAAGAAUAUCUUUAAAAAUUUAACUUUAAUAAAGAAUAUCUUCAAAAAUUGUAUUAAAUAUAUUGCAAUUUGAAACGUUAAAUGCAUUGGUAGUAAUAUUCAUUAAAUUUUAUACAAACACAAAAGUGACGACCUGCAACAGGCUCUCAGCCUUGCUAGACUGGUCUUAGUCAGUUUAUCAAUCCCCAAUGAAGAUCAAGAGUUCUCUUAAAACUAUUUAUCUCAUUUCAAGCAAUAGUUACUUUCAGUAAACCAUUUCAACUGGCUAAAACUCUACUAAAGUAAUAAUUUUUCCUGAUUUCAAGAUUAAAAGCUUAACAAGCUCUGGUUCUGUCUCCUAUGUCAAAAAUGUAGUCAUAACUGAAUGAUCUCCCACCUGAUGCUUUUUUUCUGAGGAUAAUGCAUAUGAAGACUUUCUUGCAUAAUCCUAUUCUAAAUAUGAAAAUCUCCUUACUUAUUUGGUAGCCCUCGGGGCACUUUCCCAUAAGUAUCUUAUUUAACUCAAAAGUUGCUUAAAAUUUGCUAAGUAUUUCUCAAUUUUUUGCCAAUAAAUUUAUAGUAUACAUAUAGUAUUUAGUAUAUUUGAAAUUAUUUUAUUGCAGGCUUUAAUCUUAAUUAGUAACUUAAUAUGUGUUUUGUAUCUUUUUAUUGUGUAAAAUUACAGAAAUAAAUUAUCAUUU
Messenger RNA from Uloborus diversus, 3248 nucleotides. Its product is annotated as xylosyl- and glucuronyltransferase LARGE1-like. Gene Ontology annotation, molecular function: glucuronosyltransferase activity; xylosyltransferase activity. The record is from RefSeq and is a predicted model, not a curated record. Lineage: Eukaryota; Metazoa; Arthropoda; Arachnida; Araneae; Uloboridae. Gene Ontology annotation, biological process: protein O-linked glycosylation via mannose.